Molecule: messenger RNA, 2865 nt
Organism: Emiliania huxleyi CCMP1516
Lineage: Eukaryota; Haptophyta; Isochrysidales; Noelaerhabdaceae
Exons: 5
Coding region: 1-2865 (954 amino acids)
Molecular function (GO): NAD+-protein-arginine ADP-ribosyltransferase activity; NAD+ poly-ADP-ribosyltransferase activity
Source: RefSeq, a predicted model, not a curated record
AUGAGCUCCUCGUCGGGCCUUGUCCCCAAAGCCCUGCGGUUAGAGGCGUCUGAGAUCGAAGGCAACGUCGCGGACUGCAUCGGGCUCUACCGGCUUGUCGACGGCAAGACGGUCAACGGCAAGCCGACGUGGCGCAACACUAGGCUUCUCGACAAGUGGCUGGCGUGGAACGGCUCGACAGCAUGGAACGUCCAAUCCGAGUCCAACCUCGGCAAGACCAAGGGGUGGCUGCAGCUGCUGGACAAGGGGUGCGCCUACCCGUCGCAGUCCAAGGUGGUGUGGGAGGCCUGGGAUGGCGGUGAGUGGGUCAAGCAGGCCGAGCUGCAGUGCGCCGUCGCCAGCCUCGAGGACUUGCCCGCACCCGCCGCGCUGAUGAUCGAGAGCCCAAAGAUUGACUCGGAGGCGAACGGCUGCCUCGGGCUGUAUGCACUCGUGCAGGGCCGGAUCGUCAACGGCAAGCCCGUCUGGCGCCACACCGGCCGGCCCAACCGCUGGCUCUCCUUCAACGGCGACAACGCGUGGAACGCGCAGUCGGAGGCCAACCUGGGCAAGUCUCGCGGCUGGCUGCAGCUGCUCGACAAGCACUGCCACACGCCCGACCUGUCCAAGCAGGUGUGGGACGCGGCGGACGGCAAGGGGGGGUGGAUGAAGGUGCCCGAGCUCAAGGUCAAGGUGACCGACCCAAAGGAGCUGCCGCCGCCGGUGGCGAUCCGACUCGACAACCCGACGGGCGGCCCGCUCUCUAUCUCGGGGACCGCGGCCAACUUCAUCGGCCUCUACAAGCUGGCGCUGGACAAGACGAUCAACGACCGGCCAGCCUACCGGCACACGCAGUCCGCCGGCCGCUGGAUCGCCUUCAACGGCGAGAACGCGUGGAACGCCCAGUCCGAGGCGUCACUCGGCCAGAAGCGCGGCUGGCUGCAGCUGCUCGACUCGUCGGCGGCGACGCCAAACAUGUCCAAGAUCCCUUGGGACAGCGCGGACGGCAACGGCAAGUGGUCCAAGCAGCCCAACCUCAAGUGCCUCGCCGUGGACAACACCGAGCUCCCUCCGCCCAAGGCCAUCAUCCUCGACGGCGAGCCCGUGAUUGGCACCGCCGCAAACUACAUCGGCCUCUACCGCCUCGCCGAGGGCGAGAGCGCGCCUGCGGACGGCCGUGCCACCUGGACGCGUCCCCGACCCGUGCCCGGCUCGUCCCCCAUAGGCAAGCUCGUCAACGGGCGGCCGUGCUACCGCCACGCGGAGCGGCCGACGCACUGGGUCGCGUACAACGGCACGUCGGCGUGGAACGCGCAGUCCGAGGCGUCGCUCGGCCAGUCGCGCGGCUGGAUGCAGCUGCUCGACUCGUCGUGCCACACGCCCGACGUCUCGCUCCUCUCGUGGGAGACGGCCGACGGAGCCGGCAAGUGGGACAAGAAGCCGAACCUCAAGUGCCGCGAGGCGGACCCGAGCACGAUGCCGCCCGCCUCGGCGCUCGUGCUCUCGGGCGCGACGGAGGCAAAGGCGCAGGACUGUCUCGGCCUCUACCGGCUCAUCAAGGGGUACGAGGUCAACGGCCGGCCGUGCUGGCGGUCGGUGCGCCGUUCGGACCGCUGGAUCGCCUUCAACGGCGAGAACGCGUGGAACGCCCAGUCCGAGGCGUCACUCGGCCAGAAGCGCGGCUGGCUGCAGCUGCUCGACUCGAACGUGUCCACGCCGGACCUUUCAAAGACGCAGUGGGAGGCGUGGGACGGCUCCAAUUGGGUGCGGCAGGACGCGUGCACGUGCGUGUCGGUCGACACGGCGCAGCUGCCGCCGCCGCCGCUGAUAGAGCUCGCCGGGCCCCCCAUCGCGGGCAACGCGGGCGCGUGCCUCGGCAGCUACCGGCUUGCCGACCGGGACGUCAACGGGCGGCCCGCCUUCCAAAAGACGGACCGCGAGGACCGUUGGCUCGCGUUCAACGGCGACAAUGCGUGGAACGCGCAGUCGGCCGCCUCGCUGGGCGAGAAGAAGGGGUGGAUCCAGCUGCUGGACUCGGUGCCGACGCCGGACCAGUCGAGCAUCGGGUGGGAGGCGUGGAUCGAGAGCAAGUGGCAGGCGCAGCCGCGGCUGCAGUGCAUCGCGACGCACGACCCGCCGCUCCCGUGCUCGGAGCUGCUGGUCGUGUCGACCAAGCCGCCGCCCGUCGCAAAGGACCCGGGCAUGGAGGGCGUGCGGGUGGCGCGGAUGCUGCCCGAGCUGGACAUGUCCAUCUCGGCGGUCCCCGCGCUGCAGCUGAGGCGGCCGCACGAGUCGUGCAUGGAGUGCCUGCUGCUGUGCCGCGAGCAUAUCCCCGACAUCGAGCAGCUCUGCCGAGACGUGUCCUUCAAGCUCUUCGCGCUGGCCGCCUACACGUACGACUUCAACACAGGCGCCAAGGAGGGGCAGCUCUAUUACGCGCUCAACCAGGGGCUGAGGUCUCGCGACUUCAAGUCGCGCGGCGCGGUGCUCAGCGUGUGGGGCGGCUACCUGUACUACCUGAUGGCUGCGCUCGAGAAGCUGCCGUCCCUGAAGAUGCACGUGUACCGCGGCCACCCCGACAAGGCGGCGGUGCUGCGGCAGUACAAGGAGGGGAGGCCCAUCCAGUGGGGCGCCUUCUCCUCCACCUCUCGCCGCCCGGAGCUCGCCUCGUCCUUCACCGACCGAGAAAAGGGCAUCAUCUUCCGACUCAAGGUCACCACCGGCAAGGACGUCAAGGACUUCUCCUUCUUUGCUGCAGAGGAGGAGGAGGUGCUCCUGUCGCCGCAGACCCGCUUCGUCGUCACCUCCGAACCGUACGUAAAUCCAAACGACGGAUAUUGGUAUCUGGACCUGCUCGAGCAAACGGGCACCCUGUUCAUGAGUUAG